Molecule: messenger RNA, 237 nt
Organism: Ostertagia ostertagi
Lineage: Eukaryota; Metazoa; Nematoda; Chromadorea; Rhabditida; Trichostrongylidae
Source: the annotation of a GenBank genome assembly
AUGACCACAAUCAAUCCGGCUAAUGGGACCAAACACCCAUCAGUAGAACCUCUGAAGACGCUACGAAAGUACAGGCUAGCUCCCGAAGGUCCAUUGCGGGAGUUGUUCAAGGAUUGUCCAAUUUUUGGCGUUGAUGCUGUGCUCAUUAGCCCGGGUUAUAUUCACGUUGGUCAAACUGUCUACGCUCGUUACAAAGCAGCUUACCGGAAGUCUAGCCCGUACUACUACUCACUAUAG